This is a messenger RNA of Xenia sp. Carnegie-2017, 847 nucleotides long. RefSeq names its product coiled-coil and C2 domain-containing protein 1B-like. The record is from RefSeq and is a predicted model, not a curated record. Gene Ontology annotation, biological process: regulation of transcription by RNA polymerase II. Bases 99 to 338 code for a protein of 79 amino acids. Gene Ontology annotation, molecular function: RNA polymerase II cis-regulatory region sequence-specific DNA binding; DNA-binding transcription repressor activity, RNA polymerase II-specific. The transcript is spliced from 5 exons. Lineage: Eukaryota; Metazoa; Cnidaria; Anthozoa; Malacalcyonacea; Xeniidae. Gene Ontology annotation, cellular component: nucleus.
UUGUGAAUUAAUAAUUGCAGAAACUGUGUUUAAAUCAUUGAAUUAUAUAUAACUGGACGGCCACCCACCCGCUAAAAUUUGAAGGCAACAUUUCGCUUAUGGAUCCCGAGAAAGGUCGCAAGGUGAUUGGUGGAAAGAUUGAAGUCAAAUUACGUAUUCGUGAACCUCUGACAGAUAAAGAUGUUGAAAUCUUGACGCAAAAAUGGUUGGUCAUAGAUGCAUUUGUAGCACCAACAAAUAAACCAAUCAGUGCUUCGUCAACAAGUAAGCUUAAAAAUACAGAAAAUGGCAGAAAAACAAAGAAUUCAAAGCAAUCUAAAGUUUGUACGAUUGAAUAAAGAUGCUCUUUAAAAUUAAUAUAUUUCAAUAAUAUGAACAAAGUGUAAAAAUCUUCUAAUUUAGACUUUUUAUAUUUUGAUAUUUAUUACGAUAUUUAUUUCGUGUCAUUUCAACAAUAACUCUCAUAAAUGAAAUUGUCGAAUAUUUAUCUGGAUUAUUUCCUCGUAACUAAUUUAAAAUCCACAACAUAAAUAACUCGUGAUUUUGUAAUAUGCUCUAAAGUAGUUAAGACUGUCUAAGGUCUAGUUCAAACGUCCAACUUUACAUGAACCGAACGUAUUUAAAACAAAAAAUAAUGAGGAAGUUCAUCUCAUUUUCUUUUGUCUUUAAGGUGUUUGGUUCAUGUAAAGUUCGACCUUUGAAACAGGCCUUAAGUUCAUUAUACUUUUAGUAAAAUCAUAGUCUUAACUCGCGGCUGUUUACAAUAUAACACUAUAUACAAAUAGCGAUUUAAAAGGAUGUAUAACUCAAUUUUUUUAACAUGCCUUCAACACGCUGUGUUGUGCAA